GUAGACGUGUUUUUCACAGAGCGACAAAAAUCACAAAUAUCACUAUGAAAAGACAAAGAUCUUCCGAGAGAAAGAGCCAGAGUGUGUCUAAGAGGCGCCGUAUAGACGUCUCUUCAGAUGACAGUCGUCAGUGGUACGAGGUGAUGCUUGCCCUGGCGGCCAAAUCAGCUUGCAAACAAGUCUUUACUUCUGCUGCUCACGAGUGGAGAGAGCACAUUAAAGACUGGUAUGAGUUGACCCAUGCCAUCAACAAGUCUGAGGAGCGUAGGGAGCUACCCACCAUACCUCAACCUACGCAUCAGAUGGAGUGGUUGGCUAGAGUUAAUUUUAAACACAGACCCAUGCGCCGCAACAUACCAGAACAGAGACGUCAUAAAGUCUCUAAGAAACAAGACCUGAAUUCUUCCUUUUACGUCUACUAAAGAGGAGGAGGAUUUUGGUAUGGGACAGAUACUAGUAGUUUGCAAGAAUCUGAGACAUUCUGACUGCCACAACCAUCACAGUACCGUGCACUGUCUGUACUUGUAUUUUGUGUACCACACACUUUCUAUGGACCCAAGUGCCUGACUUUAAAAAGUGCUAUUUUAAUGACCAUCUCAGUGUUAACGCCACAGCCAUCAUAGUGCCACACACUGACAGUGCUUGAAUUUUGUGCAUCACGUACACACCCUUUUUGGACCCAUAUGUGUUUGACUACACAUGGUGUGUUUCAUAACUUUUACAGUGCCACUGUGGUCCUGAAGGUCCUUCUGCAUUGCAUUUUAUCAGGCGCUGCGUGUGACUAUGCAUAGACUUUGUUAAAUAAGACAUUUGCUGCAUGUUUAGCAGAUGUAUUAAUUUUCUUAUCUGGCAAAGUUUUAUUUGCCUUUAUGUUUAAAGACUCGCCAUUAUUUUUUAUUUUUUAUUAUUUCUUUUGUUAUAUACUACUUGCAUGUUACUUUUGUUGUUGUUUUAAUAUACUUUAA
Messenger RNA from Saccostrea cuccullata (small rock oyster), 965 nucleotides. RefSeq lists its product as uncharacterized. Lineage: Eukaryota; Metazoa; Mollusca; Bivalvia; Ostreida; Ostreidae. The transcript has 6 exons. The coding region runs from base 45 to 422 and encodes 125 amino acids. The record is from RefSeq and is a predicted model, not a curated record.